Molecule: messenger RNA, 1104 nt
Organism: Vicia villosa (hairy vetch)
Lineage: Eukaryota; Viridiplantae; Streptophyta; Magnoliopsida; Fabales; Fabaceae
Exons: 1
Coding region: 1-1104 (367 amino acids)
Molecular function (GO): nucleic acid binding; RNA-DNA hybrid ribonuclease activity
Source: RefSeq, a predicted model, not a curated record
AUGUUGGUUCACACCUUCUUGUUGAUUUACAAGGUGGCUCCAAUUAAGUAUAUCUUUGAAAAGUCUGCUCUCUCAGGACAAGUUUCCCGUUGGCAAAUGAUUCUAACAGAAUAUGAUAUACAAUAUGUGACGCAAAAGGCCAUCAAAGGGAGUGUUUUGUCUGAUUAUCUUGCUCACCAUCCUGUGGAUGAUUAUCAACCGAUGAAGUUUGAAUUUCUGGACCAGGAUAUCAUGUGUAUCAGAAACGACUGGAUGUCGGGUCCAGAACCUGGUUCUAAGUGGACGUUUGUGUUUGAUGGUGCCUCGAAUGAGCUGGGACAUGGCAUUGGGGCAGUGAUUACCUCCCCUACGAGUUUCCAUAUUCCUUUUACGGCAAGGAUUUGUUUUGAUUGCAAUAAUAAUGUUGCCGAAUAUGAAGCCUGUAUAUUUGGAAUCCAAGUCGCGAUUAACUUGAGGAUUAAGAUCCUAAAAGUGUAUGGAGAUUCAGCUCUAGUAAUUUGCCAAGUUAAUGGAGAUUGGGAAACACGUCACGAGAAUUUGAUCCCUUAUAGGGAUUAUAUCUUAGAGUUGAUCCCAUUCUUCGACAAAAUUACUUUCAAUUAUAUUCCGAGGGAAGAGAAACAAUUAGAAGAUGCUUUGGCUACCCUGUCUUCCUUGUUAAAGGUGUCUUGGACUAAUGAUGCACCUCGUAUUACAAUUGAACGAUUGGAUGAGAUAGCUCAUUAUGAAACGACAUACAGUUAUGCAAUUGAUGAGGCUGAUGAUGAGAAACCAUGGUUUUAUGAUAUUAAAAGGUACGUUGAAAGUCAAGAGUAUUCUAAAGAUGUGUCUGUGACAGACAAAAAGACUUUGAGAAAGUUGGCAACGAAGUUUUUCCUUAGUGGCAGAGUGUUGUACAAAAGGAAUUAUGAUUCUAUGUUGCUCAGAUGCGUGGAUAGACACGAAGUAGUAAAGAUCAUAGCAGAAACAUACGAAAAGGCAUUCGGUAAGCACUCUAGUGGUCACCCGAUGGUAAAGAAAAUUCUGAGAGCAGGUUAUUAUUGGUCCACUAUGGAUUCAAAUUGUUGUGAUUAUGCCAAAACUUGUCAUAAAUGUCAAGUAUAA